UAAGAUAUAAUACGUCUCACCCAAAUAAUAUAUUUGGUCUCAUGGCUCACCCCUGCGUAAUCAAACCAAUUAAGUUUUAACCAAAAAACAUUAUUUUUUACGGAAAAAAAACAUCAACCGUUGCUCGCAGGUUUUUUAGAUUUAUCUUUAUUCAUUUUUAGCAUUUUAUAUUUAAAUAUCCAAGCACUUAUUAUUAUUUGAACUUUUUGAAAUGUAGCUUUAAUGUACAUAGUUAAUCAUACUUGAUUUUUAAUACAUGACCGUGAAUAGUACUUAUCAAGUUUAAAGGACAUUUUACUUUAAAAUGCCCCGAAAAGUUCUCGCAGCUCUAUUGCUCUUAGGUAUCACUCUUCUUAUUUGGAUUUAUCAAACUUCAAAUGCCGAAUUUGAUAACACUGUGUCACUACUCAAGGAAAAUCAAGUAUAUUUCUAUAAACCUAUAAUUUCACCUCCAAGUAAUAUUUGUGAAUCAUCACCAUUGGCAAUAAUUCUAGUCACUUCAUAUGUUGGUCAUGUUGAACUUAGAAGUGCUCACAGAAGAGCAAUGACCUCAGAUUACUUAAAGUCAAAGAAUACCAGUAGAAUAUUCUUAUUAGCAGGAGUGCCAUCAAAAGAGAAAUCAAUAACUCAGUCUGCAAUUAAUGAUGAAAGUGAUGCCUUCCAUGAUAUUUUACAAGGAUCUUUUUAUGAGAAUUAUAGAAAUCUCACAUACAAACACCUGAUGGGAUUACAAUGGGCUUCAUCAAAUUGUAGAACCACAUCUUUUAUUAUAAAAGUGGAUGACGAUACUGUUUUUAAUUUUGACAAGACUUACAGCUUUUUAUCACAUAUUCCUAUAAAGGAAAGAGAUGAUUUGAUAAUAGGAUAUACAUUAAAAAACACAUCACCACGACGAAAUAAACAAAACAAAUGGUAUGUUACUUGGGAUGAAUAUUCAAGACAAAUGUAUCCGCCAUAUUUGUCAGGAUGGUACUACAUAAUAAGUCCAAAGUUAGCUGCAAUGAUCUGCUCUGAAGCACCAUACCACCCUUAUUUUUGGAUAGAUGACAUUUUUGUAACUGGGAUUCUCACAGAUUAUAUUGGUAUAAAAUUAAAACAGUUGCCAGACAAUUUCUGGUUGGAAUACUAUGAAUUAUUAGACUGCUGUCUUAGAGAUAUGCUAAAUAAAGGAAUUGAAUGUGAAUAUGUUGUUGGGCCUAAUGGUGGCCGAAAUGAAUUGUUAGUGGAAUUCAAUGAUUCAUUUAAAAUAUGCAAGAAUAAUUGUACUAGUCGAGAUAUUAAUAAAAAACUAAAGGACACAUGUGUUAUGCCAGGAGAUCGGACUUUAUUUAGCAACGGACAAGCACAAGUUCAUGACACACUGUUAUAAGAUGUGAAAAAAAUAUUAUGUUUUAUUACCUUAAAUGUAAGUAGGUUAAUUUAAAUUGUAAUAAGAGAAACAAAACUGAAUAAUAAUGUGAUAACUUUAUUAAAUCUUACUUCUGUUGAACAAUUAUUAAUUCUUGAUAUUGUUGCGAAUUAUACUUAGGUGAAAUUGCUUAAUUCAAUCAAAACCAAUUGAUUGUAUAAUAUAUAAUAAUGAUUGUAAAUGUAUUUGACUAUAAAAAGCAUGAUGACUUUAACACAUUAUAAAAUAGAAUAAGUACUUACAGAUACAUAAACAUUGUGACUGUAACUUAGUGUAAUAUUAUUAUUUAAUAUUGUAAACAUAAUAUCAGUCUUAGACUUGAGCUUACAAAUGAGAUAAUUUAUUUAAAGUAAGAAUAAAUUUGUCUAAAAUAUUUAUGCUAAGUUGAAUUGAAGACAUGAUAAUUGAUUGUUAUUGGCACUACAAUAAGGACGAGAUCUAUAGACUUUACUCAUCUAAAAUAUUGCUGAGUUUACACUCAUAGCAUAAUCUUUGAUUUCGUUUUUUUUGUCAUUUCACAUUUAUAUCGAGCUUAAGCUAAAACAGCCCAAUGCAGAAGUCAAUUUCUUGUUUUAUUACACUCAGCAAAGAUUUAUGUAGUCUAAAUACACUCUAUAGAUCUCCGCCUAAGAGUGAAUUUACUAUGAGGACUGAAACCAAGAAUUAGUAAUAGAACUACCAUUUACAAUGCAGUCUUUGAAUCCUUUCAUCACAUACAUUGACUGAAACCAUUUAACA
This is a messenger RNA of Leptidea sinapis, 2146 nucleotides long. RefSeq names its product beta-1,3-galactosyltransferase 2-like. The record is from RefSeq and is a predicted model, not a curated record. NCBI's taxonomy places the organism in Eukaryota, Metazoa, Arthropoda, Insecta, Lepidoptera, Pieridae. Bases 305 to 1369 code for a protein of 354 amino acids. The transcript has 3 exons. Gene Ontology annotation, molecular function: hexosyltransferase activity. Gene Ontology annotation, cellular component: membrane.